This is a messenger RNA of Lotus japonicus, 1887 nucleotides long. Its product is annotated as protein NODULATION SIGNALING PATHWAY 2. The transcript has a single exon. The coding region runs from base 170 to 1699 and encodes 509 amino acids. The record is from RefSeq and is a predicted model, not a curated record. Lineage: Eukaryota; Viridiplantae; Streptophyta; Magnoliopsida; Fabales; Fabaceae. Gene Ontology annotation, cellular component: nucleus. Gene Ontology annotation, biological process: regulation of DNA-templated transcription. Gene Ontology annotation, molecular function: sequence-specific DNA binding; DNA-binding transcription factor activity.
ACUUCCAUUGUCUCAUGCUUCGAACUCUUCCUCGAUCUCUUUCGACUCUCAACCCCUUUAUAAGCCUCCCUCUUACCCUUCUCCCUUCUCACACAAAAAGGAUAUAUUCUUCUAAGCUAUCACUUCUUUUGAAUACACCCACAGUUACGUUAUUUUCUCUCUUCUUUUGAUGAUUUUACUCAACUCAACAACCUCAGGCAUGGAAAUGGAUAUAGAUUGCAUCCAUCACCUCGACUUCUCCGGACACAGCACCCUCACCAACACCCCAUCUUCCGACAACGAUAACUACGGAUGCAGCUGGAACCACUGGUCCCCUGUCGUCAACUGGGACGCCUUCACCGGCAACCAGGACGACUUCCACCACCUCAUCGACUCCAUGAUUGACGACAACAACACUGGCCCCGCGUUUUCAGACCACACCGCAUCCACCACCUCGGAGGAGGAAGAAGAAGAAGAAGCAACCACAACAACAAUGACCACAACCACGACAACAACAACCACCACGCCAGAAGCGGCAGACGACGACUUUAAGGGCCUGAGGCUGGUGCACCUGCUGAUGGCCGGCGCGGAGGCCCUCACCGGCGCAAACAAGAACCGCGAACUGGCUCGAGUGAUAUUGGUUCGGCUCAAGGAGUUGGUGUCCCACACCGACGGUACAAACAUGGAGAGGCUUGCUGCGUAUUUUACCGAAGCGCUGCAAGGCCUGCUAGAAGGCGCCGGGGGAGCGUACAAUAGCAGCAGCAAGCACCACGUCAUCGGAGGACCCCACCACGAACCCCAAAAUGAUGCUCUUGCUGCUUUCCAAUUGCUUCAAGACAUGUCCCCUUACGUCAAGUUCGGCCACUUCACGGCCAACCAGGCCAUUGUCGAGGCCGUGGCCCACGAACGCCGGGUCCACAUCGUCGACUACGACAUCAUGGAAGGGGUCCAAUGGGCCUCACUAAUGCAGGCCUUGGCCUCCAAUCCCAACGGCCCUCACCUACGCAUCACCGCGUUGUCUCGAUCCGGCGUGGGUCGGAGGUCAAUGGCCACCGUGCAGGAGACCGGAAGAAGGUUAACCGCCUUCGCGACCUCCCUGGGGCAACCCUUCUCAUUCCACCACUCCAGACUUGAGUCCGACGAGACCUUUCGGCCCGCCGGGCUCAAGCUUGUGCGUGGAGAGGCCUUAGUGUUCAACUGCAUGUUAAAUUUGCCGCACCUUACUUAUCGCUCGCCUAAUUCAGUUGCUUCGUUUCUAACUGCGGCCAAGGCGUUAAGGCCGAGGCUGGUGACGGUGGUGGAGGAGGAGGUGGGGUCCGCUCUCGGCGGGUUCGUGGAGCGGUUCAUGGACUCGCUACACCACUUCUCCGCCGUGUUUGAUUCAUUGGAGGCUGGGUUUCCCAUGCAAGGUCGGGCCAGGGCUUUGGUAGAACGCGUCUUCCUUGGGCCGAGGAUCGUGGGCUCGUUGGCCCGGAUCUACAGAACCGGUGGAGGAGGGGAGGAGAGAGGGUCCUGGAGGGAGUGGUUGCGUGCGGCAGGGUUCAGCGGAGUUGCCGUGAGCUCCGCCAAUCAUUGCCAAUCGAACUUGUUGCUGGGUCUUUUCAAUGACGGGUACAGGGUGGAGGAGCUGGGUAGUAAUAAGUUGGUGUUGCAUUGGAAAACCAGGCGUUUGCUUUCUGCAUCCCUUUGGACUUGUUCUUCAGAAUCAGAUUGUGCAUAGCUGUUAAAUCGCUUCAGAUCUCAAUGUGCUUUUCUAAUUGCUUUUAAUGUUCAUGUUGACCUUCCGAAAACAGAAGAAAAAAGAGUCAAAAACCAUAUGACAUUUUCCUCUUAUGGUAUUAUUAGGAAUUAGGAUCUUUGCUAACCUCCACGGUGACUUUAAUUAGAACAUGGGAAAAUCCUAACACA